Messenger RNA from Cyprinodon variegatus (sheepshead minnow), 683 nucleotides. It is a transcript of the gene rpl12, whose product is annotated as ribosomal protein L12. Gene Ontology annotation, biological process: translation. The record is from RefSeq and is a predicted model, not a curated record. The coding region runs from base 155 to 652 and encodes 165 amino acids. Gene Ontology annotation, cellular component: ribosome; cytosolic large ribosomal subunit. NCBI's taxonomy places the organism in Eukaryota, Metazoa, Chordata, Actinopteri, Cyprinodontiformes, Cyprinodontidae. Gene Ontology annotation, molecular function: structural constituent of ribosome; large ribosomal subunit rRNA binding. The transcript has 6 exons.
UUGCUGAAGCUAUAUAUACCGCCACAUCCUCCGCUCCUUCUUUCUUUUCCCCUGUAGCGGUGACGGUGCAACAGUAAUCGGUCGUCCCGAAGCCGGGUUCAUCCGACACCCUCACCAAUCAAGCUGAACUGAGCUCAACCUUCACAGCAGCAACAUGCCGCCCAAAUUCGACCCCAACGAGAUAAAAAUCGUGUACAUGAGGUGCACAGGAGGAGAAGUUGGAGCUACAUCUGCUCUGGCUCCCAAGAUUGGACCUCUUGGUCUGUCUCCAAAGAAAGUUGGUGAUGACAUCGCAAAGGCUACCGGUGACUGGAAAGGUCUGAGGAUCACCGUGAAGCUGACCAUCCAGAACAGGCAGGCCGCUAUCGAGGUGGUUCCAUCUGCUUCUGCCCUGAUCAUCAAAGCUCUGAAGGAGCCUCCUCGUGACAGGAAGAAGGUCAAGAACAUUAAACACAGCGGCAGUGUGACCUUCGACGAGAUUGUCGGCAUUGCGCGUGCCAUGAGGCACCGUUCCAUUGCCAGAGAGCUCUCAGGAACAAUCAAGGAGAUCCUGGGAACUGCCCAGUCCGUCGGAUGCACCAUCGACGGUCGUGCUCCUCAUGAUGUCAUUGACGACAUCAACAGUGGGAAAGUGGAGUGUCCAUCAGAGUGAAAAUGGUGUGGCAAUAAAAUGUUUAAAGUAA